This is a messenger RNA of Elgaria multicarinata webbii, 2878 nucleotides long. It is a transcript of the gene SLC29A1, whose product is annotated as solute carrier family 29 member 1 (Augustine blood group). The transcript is spliced from 15 exons. Gene Ontology annotation, cellular component: plasma membrane. Bases 279 to 1691 code for a protein of 470 amino acids. Lineage: Eukaryota; Metazoa; Chordata; Lepidosauria; Squamata; Anguidae. Gene Ontology annotation, biological process: uridine transmembrane transport; nucleoside transmembrane transport. Gene Ontology annotation, molecular function: nucleoside transmembrane transporter activity. The record is from RefSeq and is a predicted model, not a curated record.
UCUAAAGCCACGAGGCCACGGGCAGCCGAGAAAGCAAGAGCACGGCGGGAGCGGAGGAGCCGGUGCUGGUGAGUUGGGCUGAGGUAAUCAACUGUAAGGAUUACGUCUGGUUUCAUUAUCCGUAUUUCCAUCCUCGUCUGAAUUAGGAUCCAUCUUCUCUGGGAUCAAGACCAAAGAGUGCUAGUAGUGUUUGUACUUCACGGGAGCUAGCUGUGACAUCAAGCAGUGGGAAUUUACUACACUCAAGAGAGUCCUACAAGCUUGCCCCAGGUGCCAUAAUGACAGGCAGUAGCCCCCAGGACAGGUAUAAGGCUGUUUGGCUUAUCUUUUUCAUUCUCGGCCUUGGGACACUUUUGCCAUGGAAUUUUUUCAUGACAGCUACAAUGUACUUUAACAGCCGCCUGAAGGACGAUCCCUCCCUCAGUUCAGCCAACAUGAAUGUCACAGGGAUGGAGAAAUUCAUAUCCGCUAAUGAUUCCCACACCAGCCAUGCUAACGUGAACAUUACAGGAAAUGAGAAACCUCACCCCUCAUACCUGCAAUCCAUAUUCGACAACAUGAUGACGCUCUGCGCCAUGCUGCCUCUACUCGUCUUCACCUGCCUCAACUCCUUCAUCCACCAGAGGAUCCCUCAGCAGGUACGGAUCCUAUGCAGCCUGGCUGCCAUCUUCUUGGUCUUCAUGAUAACUGCUAUCUUAGUCAAGAUCUCCAUGGAGCCUUUGCCUUUCUUCAUUGUUACCAUGGUCAAGAUUGUCUUCAUCAAUUCUUUUGGUGCCAUUCUCCAGGGCAGCCUCUUUGGACUCGCAGGGCUCCUCCCUGCCAGCUACACAGCACCGAUUAUGAGCGGACAGGGCCUUGCAGGGACGUUUGCAGCCCUGGCCAUGAUCUGCGCUAUUGCCAGUGGCUCUGAAUUGGAAGACAGUGCCUUUGGUUACUUUAUCACAGCCUGCGUGGUGAUCCUGGUGGCCAUUGGCUCCUAUAUUAUGUUGCCUCGUCUGGACUUCUUCCGUUAUUACUCCAUGAAGGACAAGACAGAAUAUCGGGUCCAUGAGAUACACUCUGAGAUGGAAACCAAGGUUGAUCUCAUCAAGAAAGAGGAGCUCAAUGGAGUAGAAUCCAAACAUGCUGCAAAUGGGGCCUCCCAUGCAUCCGGCCACAGCACCUCAGUCCUCAGCAUCUUCAAAAAGAUCUGGGUCAUGGCUCUUUCCGUCAGCUUAGUCUUCACCGUCACUAUUGGGGUCUUCCCAUCUGUCACUGUUGCUGUGAAGCCGACCAUUGCAGGACUGACCUGGGCUAAAUAUUUCACUCCAGUCUCCUGUUUCCUGAUGUUUAAUGUCUUCGACUGGGCAGGCCGGAGCCUUACCACGGUCACUAUGUGGCCCGGAAAGGACAGCCGACUGCUGCCCUGCAUGGUGGUUGCCCGUGUGGUCUUUAUCCCUCUCUUCAUGCUGUGUAACGUGCAGCCGCGCCACAACCUGCCUGUCUUCUUUGGACAUGAUGCGUGGUACAUCAUCUUCAUGAUCUUCUUCGCCAUCUCCAACGGCUAUCUGGCCAGCCUCUGCAUGUGCUUAGGACCCAAGAAGGUGCUGUCCCACGAAGCAGAGACCGCUGGAACCAUCAUGGCCUUCUUCCUCUCCUUGGGCCUGGCCAUGGGGGCCAUCUUCUCCUUCGCAUUCAAACAUUCAGUCUAACCGCAAACAAUUGGCAGAGGAGCAGAGCCACCAACCUGUUCAGAGCCCGUAGCACCGUUGAGGAUUUUUUGCCUGCUUCCCAGGAACUCACUGCCUUAGCUGACUUGCGUACCUCUUGGCUUGAAGGAAUUGGGGGGGGGGGGGGGCUUCGCCUCACUCGCUGCACAGACUGACCAGCUAGGAAUCACCUCCACCAAUACGCCAUUAUGCCAGCUGUCUUCUCCCAUUGCAGUCAGGAUCUUUGUGCUCUGCCUCCCAAACUCAGUAUCAUUCACGCGGUGUGUUCUCUUAAGCUGGGACUGUGUAAGACUUUCUGCUCGAGGGUGUUUACAUUGUUGCACUCUCCACUGCCACACAAAAGGGAUUUGUCCCCCAUCACUGCCACUUCUGCCUCAGCCCAGCUUCUCAACCCUGUUGUGGGUUAUAUGGAUCCACUCCAUGCGCCCCAGACAUCAUCAGUAUCUGCUUUGGUAUCAGAAGGAUUGAUAAUAGCCAGAGCCCCAUCCAUCAGAUGGCAUGCCCUACCUCUGGAAGGUAGUCCUUCACUUGGGGUGCACAUCUGGUGCACCCAAGCCACCUUGUUUCCAAGACAUGCCUAGUUCACGGACAGAAAUCAGAUAAGCACCAGCUGGAGAGGAGGGCCCAGGCCCAUAACUGGUGGAACUGUGGGGGUGUGCGCUUGUGUAAGUAGAAGCGGUCAAGACAUUGAAGGGCUCUAAUUGGUAAAGCGCCUUGAACUGCUCCCCAUUACUUUGCCAUUGUAAAUGUGUGUUGUGCGUGUACAUGUGCCGUUUUGUAUACAGGCUGACCAUGCCCCUGGUAAUCACUAGGUGGCAGCAUCGGAGGAGAUCAUGCGUUCUUCAAUAUUAUGCUUGGAGUUCAGCUAAUGCUAAAGUGGACCCGGGGGUGGGAGGAUUCACACCACACUACCAUCCCUGGUUGUUGCGAGAAAAGGCCCGGGGCACUUGCAAUCACUUCUCCGCUCGCCUUCUGCGCUCCUUGAAUUAUAAAUCUCAGGAUUUUAGUUAUUUUAUUUGUACUCUGUAUAAAAAUGGUAACGCUUGUGAUGUAGUAUUAUUAUUAUUAUUUUUAAGAGAGAGAAAGCUUGUAGUCCUCCAGGGUAUGGAGGAGACCUGUAUUAUAAAAAAAAAAAUAAGGUGACAAAUUAAAAAGUAGGACUUUUUAAA